This is a messenger RNA of Phaethon lepturus (White-tailed tropicbird), 508 nucleotides long. RefSeq names its product class I histocompatibility antigen, F10 alpha chain-like. The annotation marks the transcript as partial. Gene Ontology annotation, biological process: immune response. The record is from RefSeq and is a predicted model, not a curated record. Gene Ontology annotation, cellular component: external side of plasma membrane. NCBI's taxonomy places the organism in Eukaryota, Metazoa, Chordata, Aves, Phaethontiformes, Phaethontidae. The transcript is spliced from 4 exons.
GAAAUCACCAAGAGGAAGUGGGAGGCGGACGGGACUGUCGCUGAGGGGUGGAAGCAGUACCUGGAGAACAUCUGCAUCACGUGGCUGAAGAAAUACGUGAGCUACGGGCAGGCCGUGCUGGAGAGGAAAGAGCCCCCCGCGGUCCGAGUGUCGGGNAAAGGGGCCGACGGGAUCCUGACCUUGUACUGUCGUGCUUACGGCUUCUACCCGCGGCCCAUCACCGUCAGCUGGCUGAAGGACAGCGAGGUCAGGGACCAGGAGACCGAGCGGGGCGGUGUCACACCCAACAGCGACGGCACCUACUACACCUGGGCCUCCAUUGAGGCCCGCCCGGAGGAGAAGGACAAGUACCGGUGCCGCGUGGAGCACGCCAGCCUGCUCGAGCCCGGCCUCUUUGCGUGGGAGCCGGAGUCCGACCUGUUCAUCGUGCUGGCGGUGGCUCUUCCUGUCGCCGUCCUGGCUGUCAUCGCCACCAUCACCGGAUUGGCCUGCUGGAAGUACAAAUGGG